AUGCACGGAGCGGCCCGCGCGCCGGCCACCAGCGUGAGCGCUGAUUGCUGCAUCCCGGCCGGCCUGCGCCUGGGGCCGGUGCCGGGAACUUUCAAGCUGGGCAAGUACCUGUCAGACCGCAGGGAACCCGGGCCCAAGAAAAAGGUGCGCAUGGUGAGAGGGGAGCUGGUGGACGAAUCGGGGGGCUCCCCUCUGGAGUGGAUAGGGUUAAUCCGGGCAGCCAGGAACCCCCAGGAACAGACUCUGGAAGCUAUUGCAGACUUACCCGGAGGACAGAUCUUCUACCGAGCGUUGAGAGAUGUCCAGCCAGGGGAGGAGCUGACCGUGUGGUAUUCCAACUCUUUGGCUCAGUGGUUUGACAUCCCCACAAUUGCAACUCCGACACACGACGAGAAAGGGGAGGAGCGCUACAUUUGCUGGUAUUGCUGGAGGACGUUCAGGUACCCCAACAGCCUUAAGGCGCACCUACGUUUCCACUGUGUGCUCAGUAGCAGCGCAGGCCGCGCCUACCUGCACCAGGAGCACGCGCCUCGCCAAGGCGCUGCCCCGGCCGCAGAUGGCCUUUGCCUUCCUCCGAAACACCCAGUGCCCGACUUCGUCGGGGCCGCCAUGGCGGGCACUCUGCGGCCCCAUCCGCAGGCACCACCGCCUAUCCAGGCCUGCGGAGCGAGGGAGAGCAUCAAGCGCGAGGCCACUUCUGCGCUCUCGGUCACCUCCCCGACACCCGCCAAGUGGGGGCUGUCUAAAAAGAGCAAGGAGCAGCCGGACCGCGCCCUGGACACGAGCGGGCCCCCCCGGGGACAAGGCCACUUCCUGGGCAUCAUGGGAGGCUCUCCAGCGGGGGGCGGCGGCCUGGCCUUCUACCCUGGCGUGCGCUCGGCUUUCAGGCCGGCCACUUUGGCCAGGACCACCGCGACCGCUCUUGGCGACGCCUACCGGGAGGAGGGCGGUGGCAAAUCCGGUGCUGGUUUGCUGGGAGGGGGGCGGGCGGGAGGGCGUCCCGGAAGCCGGGAGAACCCGGCGGCGGGAGGUUUGGGCCAUCACCAUCACCACCACGCUCAUCACCACCACCACCCGAAGUGCCUGCUCGCGGGGGACCCGCCGCUGCCGCCCCCGCCCGGUUUGCCCUGUUCCGAGGCCCUGCGCAUCCCUCUGCUCCCCGGGCCCCGGGAAGAGGCGUCUGCCUUCAAGCACGUGGAGCGCGCCCUGCCCGCCGCCGCCGCGCUGCCAGGAGCAAGAUGCGCGCAGCUGCCCCCAGCGACGGGCGUGCACCUCGAGCGCUGCGCGCUGCCGGCCCUGGGCGCGAGCGGGCUCAAAGCCUACCCCGGGAGCGAGUGCAGCCACCUGCCCGCCGUCAUGCCCGCCUUCACGGUCUACAACGGGGAGCUACUGUAUGGCUCACCGGCCGCUGCGGCUUAUUACCCGCUCAAACUGCACUUCGGGGGGCUGCUCAAGUAUCCGGAGUCCAUCUCCUACUUCAGCGGGCCCGCAGCGGCGGCGGCGGCGGCGGCCACCCUAAGCCCCGCCGAGCUGGGCUCCCUGGCCAGCAUCGACCGGGAGAUUGCCAUGCACACGCACCAGCUCUCCGAGAUGGCGGCUGGGAAAGGCCGCGGCCGCCUGGACGUAGGCACACUGCCACCAGCCGUCGUGGCGUCGGGUGGCGCGGGGGGUGGCGGCGGCGGGGGAGGCGGCGCGGGCAAGCCCAAGACAGGCCACCUGUGCCUCUACUGCGGCAAGUUGUACUCGCGCAAGUACGGGCUCAAGAUCCACAUGCGGACGCACACCGGCUACAAGCCGCUCAAGUGCAAAGUGUGCCUGCGGCCCUUUGGCGACCCCAGCAAUCUCAACAAGCACAUCCGGCUGCACGCCGAAGGCAACACGCCCUACCGCUGCGAGUUCUGCGGCAAGGUGCUGGUGCGCCGCCGGGACCUGGAGCGCCACGUCAAGUCCCGCCACCCCAGCCAGAACCUGCUCGCCAAGGCGGGCGACGGGCCGGGCGCGGAGCCGGACUACCCCCUGGACCUGGGGGAGUCCAAGAGCGACAACGACAGCGACGUGGACGUCUGCUUCGCGGACGACCAGAGCGACCCUGAGGCUGGGGGUGGCGGUGAGCGCGUCUCCUAA
This is a messenger RNA of Myotis myotis, 2124 nucleotides long. RefSeq names its product PR/SET domain 13 (gene PRDM13). Bases 1 to 2124 code for a protein of 707 amino acids. Gene Ontology annotation, cellular component: nucleus. The record is from RefSeq and is a predicted model, not a curated record. The transcript has 4 exons. Lineage: Eukaryota; Metazoa; Chordata; Mammalia; Chiroptera; Vespertilionidae. Gene Ontology annotation, molecular function: protein binding.